AUGUGCGCGGCGGGGAGGCGCUGGGGCCGGCGGCAGCGAGCUCUGCUCUGGGCCGUGCUGCUGGCGGCGUGGGAGGCGGCGUGGGGGCAGCUGCGCUACUCGGUGCCCGAGGAGAUGCCCAAGGGCUCGUUCGUGGGCGAUGUAGCCAAAGACCUGGGGCUUCAGCAGCCGGCGCUAUUAGAGGGCGGCGCUCACAUCACGGAAAGGGGUAGGACUCAGUACUUCUCUCUGCACGGGAAGACGGGACAUUUAGUGACGGCAGAGAGGAUUGAUAGAGAACAGCUUUGCCGGCUGGUGGAGAAAUGCGUGCUGCGCUGUGAGCUGAUAGUGGAGGGAGAGAUGCAGGUUUAUGGAAUCGAAAUAGAAAUCACGGAUAUUAACGACAACGCGCCGAGCUUCACAGAGGCAGAAACAGAGCUGAGAAUGAGCGAAACGACAUCCCCAGGAUCUCGCUUUCCCCUGCCAGACGCUCAUGAUCCUGAUUCGGGCAGGAAUUCGCUGCAGAGCUACGAGCUGAGCGGUGACGAGCACUUCUCGCUGGCCGUGCAGGCGGGCCCCGGCGGCGAUCAGCGUCCCGAGCUGGUGCUGGCGAAGGCGCUGGACCGGGAGGAGGCGGCGUUUCACGAGCUGGUGCUGAGGGCGAUGGACGGCGGCGAUCCGGCACGGACGGGCACGGCUCGGAUCCGCGUGACGGUGCUGGACGCGAACGACAACGCGCCCGUGUUCAGCCAGGCGGAGUACACGGUGCGUGUGCCCGAGGACGUGCCCGUGGGCUCUGUCCUCGUGACUGUCAAGGCCACGGACGCCGACGAGGGUCUAAAUGGGCACGUGAAAUACUCUUUGAAGAAAGGGAACGACGUGACAUCGAGUAUUUUCCAUCUGAAUACUGAAACUGGAACCAUCGAGCUGUUGCGGACCCUGGAUUUCGAAGAAGGCAAUUUGUACCAAUUGGAGGUGCGGGCACAUGACAGUGGAGCACUUUUCGACACAGCAAAAGUCACGAUCACCGUGACGGAUGUGAACGACAAUGCGCCUGAACUGACAGUAUCAUCAAAGCUUAACGAGAUCCCGGAGGACGCCCCGUCGGGAACUGUUGUGGCCCUAUUGCAUGUGCAGGACCGGGACUCGGGGGUGAAUGGCAAGCUGCGCUGCUCCCUCGACGGGGGCGUCCCGUUCCGGCUGGAGAAGUCCUAUGAAGACUACUACCGUGUGGUGACAGCGAGAGAGCUGGACCGGGAGCAGGUGUCGGAGUACAACGUGACGGUGCGGGCGGCCGACGGCGGGUCGCCGUCGCUGCAGAGCAGCGCGGUGGUGGCGCUGCGGGUGCUGGACGUGAACGACAACGCGCCGGUGUUCGCGGAGGAGCGCUACAGCGCGCGGCUGGCGGAGAACAACGCGGCGGGCGCGCUGGUGCUGACGGUGCGCGCCACGGACGCGGACUGGGGGCAGAACGCGCGCGUGCGCUACCGGCUGGCGGAGGGGCGGAUGCGGGGCGCGCCGCUGUCGUCGUACGUGUCGGUGCAGGCGGAGACGGGCGCGCUGUACGCGCUGCGCUCCUUGGACUACGAGCAGGUGCGCGAGCUGCAGCUGUGCGUGCGGGCGGAGGACGGCGGCGCGCCGGCGCUGAGCAGCAACGUGUCGGUGCGGCUGCAGAUCGUGGACGAGAACGACAACGCGCCGCAGGUGCUGUACCCGCCGGCGGCCGCAGCGGCGGCGUGGUCGGGCGUGGAGCUGGCGCCGCGUUGGUCGGAGGCCGGCGCGCUGGUGGCCAAGGUGGUGGCGGUGGACGCGGACGCGGGGCAGAACGCGUGGCUGUCGUACGAGCUGGCCAAGGCGACGGAGCCGGGGCUGUUCCGCGUGGGGCCGCACAGCGGCGAGGUGCGCACGGCGCGCUCGCCGCUGGCCCGCGACGCGGCGCGCCACAGCCUGGUGGUGCUGGUGCGGGACCACGGGCGGCCGGCGCUGUCGGCCACGGCCACGCUGAGCGUGGUGCUGGCCGAGAGCGUGGCCGAGCUGCUGGCCGAGCUGGGCGGCGCGGCGCACGAGGCGGCGGCGCCGGGCGAGCCGGCCGCCAGCCUGACGCGCUGGCUCGUGCUGGCCGUGGCCGCCGUCUCGUGCCUCUUCGUGGCCUUCCUGCUGCUGCUGCUGGCGCUGCGCCUGCGCCGCUGCCACCGCCGGCAGCUGCUGCCGCCGGACGGCGGCGCCUCGCGCGGCGUGCCCGUCUCGCACUUCGUGGGCAUCGACGGCGUGCGCGCCUUCCUGCGGUCCUACUCGCACGACGUGUCGCUCACGGCCGACUCGCGCAAGAGCCACCUGCGCUUCUCGGCCGCCAGCUGCUGCGACACCCUCCCGGCCCGGCCGCCGCCCGACGAGCCCGCGCCGCUGCUCGGGGACGGGGACGCGGCCGGCGCCCUCCCCUCGGACUCCGCCCCUUCCUCGUGGGAGUGGAAGGAAGGAGAUAUUGGAAUGACUUUUCUUCCUGUUCCUGUUGGGAGAAAUAGAGGAUCAUCUCUGCUGCAGCUGUCCAAGUGCAGAGUGACCACCCAGGCCAGCCAAGGUUUGCAUGGACAGAGCCGGGCCCGGUGGGAGAAGGUGUGCAGUGUCCCCCGGGCCAUCACCCAGAGGAACCUGCUGGGCAAUCAGCUGGAGGCUGUCAGAUGGCUGAGGAACAGGCUGGAGAGUCACCUGCAGAGAGUUGCAGACAGUGGCUCCAUGUCCAGAAAUGCCAACAAUGUUUUUAACUAUGACAAGGGCAGUUUUGAUGAGCAAAAAGACUUUCAGUGCGCUGAGCCCCGCCCAAAGCCGGGCGGCCUUGAGCGCGGCCGUGCGGCGGCUGCAGUGUCGCGGCGGCGCCUCCGGGUGUCGCUGUUGGCCGCCGCCGAGCGCCGCUGGAGCCGCCGCCGCCGCAGCGUCCUGCCCCCGCAGGCUGCUCGCUCGCCCGGCGCCGGCCGCAGCGGCAGCGGCACCGACAGCAGCGGCGGCGGCGGCGAGAGGCGGCCCGAGCGGUGUGGGUGCCUUUGA
Messenger RNA from Melozone crissalis (California towhee), 3021 nucleotides. RefSeq names its product protocadherin gamma-A10-like. The transcript has 5 exons. NCBI's taxonomy places the organism in Eukaryota, Metazoa, Chordata, Aves, Passeriformes, Passerellidae. Gene Ontology annotation, biological process: homophilic cell-cell adhesion. Gene Ontology annotation, cellular component: plasma membrane. The record is from RefSeq and is a predicted model, not a curated record. The coding region runs from base 1 to 3021 and encodes 1006 amino acids. Gene Ontology annotation, molecular function: calcium ion binding.